Phaethon lepturus (White-tailed tropicbird) is the source of this 527-nucleotide messenger RNA. It is a transcript of the gene MPC2, whose product is annotated as mitochondrial pyruvate carrier 2. Gene Ontology annotation, biological process: pyruvate import into mitochondria. Gene Ontology annotation, molecular function: pyruvate transmembrane transporter activity. Gene Ontology annotation, cellular component: mitochondrial inner membrane. The record is from RefSeq and is a predicted model, not a curated record. Lineage: Eukaryota; Metazoa; Chordata; Aves; Phaethontiformes; Phaethontidae. The annotation marks the transcript as partial. The transcript is spliced from 4 exons.
CCACAUCUCACUGAAUAAUUUAACUUCUUUUUUCUGCCCUCCUCCCUCAGGUCCCAAAACAGUGUUUUUCUGGGCACCUGUUAUGAAAUGGGGUUUGGUGUGUGCUGGAAUGGCUGAUAUGACCAGACCAGCAGAAAAGCUCAGCACAGCACAAUCUGCAGUACUAAUGGCCACAGGCCUUAUUUGGUCAAGGUACUCUCUAGUUAUUAUUCCUAAAAACUGGAGUCUGUUUGCUGUGAACUUCUUUGUUGGCUGUGCUGGUGGCUCUCAACUCUUCCGAAUAUGGAGGUAUAAUCAGGAGCUUAAAGCAAAACAACAAGAGCAGCUGCAGCAAUGAGAUGCUUAACCCAACACGUCAAAUCCAGUAACGCACAAACCCUUCCCUAUGGGACCUAGCUUCACUAAUUUUAAUGUUUUUUUCCUCUGAGAAAAUGAAAGAGGAAAUCUAAAUGUCUAGAGAACAAGUGUUUUCUAAGUACAAAUAACAAAGUAUCUCCAUACAUUUAAAUGAAGUGCCACCUUUUAAA